AAAUGAGGUGGUUAUGUCACAGAAUCAACGCAUGUCCCGGAUGUAGAGGAUUAACCUCCCGCUCAGUUUCCUCAAAGACAGCAUUAUUAAGAGUUAACUUUGGAACUAUUUGACAAAUAUUGUCUCCAAAGGCGUGUUUAUGCGGUUAGUGAGUAAACUGGUUCCUUUAGGCGCAUUGCAUAAUGCCCUAGUUAGCUUGCUAGCUGUUAGCUGCACCCUGGCUAAAGUUGGCGGCGCCGAGACGUUCGAAGACGUCGAAAUGCCCCCGGGAGGAACAGAAAACACCGGCUCUUUCGUCUAUUUCGCCUUCGGGAGCAACAUGUUGAGGGAGAGAAUUCGCCUGGAUAACCCGUCGGCGACUUUUCUCGACACCGGCCGACUGAAGGACUACCGACUUGAUUUUGGUCUGUGGGACCAAAAUGCAGAGAGCAAGAGCUGGCACGGCGGCGCGGCCACCAUCCGAGAAAGCCUCGGUUCGGAGGUGUGGGGCGUCAUCUGGACCAUGAACCGAGACCACGUGGACUCCCUGGACCAUCAGGAAGGCGUCCACCGCGGCUUUUAUUCUCCGCUGGAGGUCCGAGUGGAGAGCCGCGGCCACGGAGAGAUGACGUGCAGGACAUACCAGAUGAACAACUUUCACGCACGGCCCACCUCACCGCAGUACAAACACGUCAUUUGCCAAGGCGCCCAACAGAACGGACUUCCCGAGCAUUACGUGGACGGACUGCGGGCCAUCCGGACCAACAACUACACGGGGCCAACUACGCUGGAUCGCAUCAAAAUUGACGUGAAUUAUGAAUGAUGAGAUGACAUUCGAUCGCAUUUCCAUACCUUGUUUGGAACACAUUUACUUCAAAAUGAUGAGAGGUAAUCACUUACCUUGCAGCCAGGAGGGACAGGGAUGCAGUGUCACUUCCUACUGAGAAAUUCAGGUGUGUGGCUAAAUCCAGAUUCCACCCAUGUGCUAAAACGACUCGUUACUUCAAUGAGUAGGACAGCGUUUUUUUAAGCAUGUUUUGACAUAAAAAAAAUAAAUAAAUAAAAAUGAGCUUGAAUAAUUGACAUUCUUUUCAAAGUAAACCAAACAUUAAAAUAAACUUGUGACUAAAAUGACUAAAAAAAUGUUACUUGCUGCUAGCUUCCCACCUCAAAUGGAUUGGAUGUCUGCGUGUUAGCACAUCAGUGAAAGUUUCUGAGGUGAGAUUAUAUUCAUAUUAAUAUAUUGUAUUUAUUGUCUAUUAUUAAGUUUGGGUCAUUUGCAGGUUACUUCCUGUUGAAUUUGGGGUGUUUGCAGGUCAUUGAAAAUAUGAUAUUUUUUUUUGGUCUAAUUAUUUCUUAAUUUUUCUGUUAUUGGUGUAAAUCGGACAAAAAAUGUAGGAAAAUUUGGAUGAUUUGAAAUUUUAUGUCAACCAGUUUAGGGUGUAGUCCGCCUUUCACCUGAAGUCAGCUACAGCACCCUGACAAGGAUAACUGAUGUUGAAAAUGGAUGGAAAUUUACCGUAAUUUUCAGACUAUAAACUGCUACGUCUUUCCUUCAUUUUGAAUCCUGUGGCUUAUAGUCCAGUGCGGCUUAUUUGAUUUGGGUUAAUAGGUAACACUUUAUAUGACAGCGGUGUCAUAAGACUGUCAUAAGACAGUUAUAAUUAUGACAUGACACUAUCAUGGGCAUUACUGAAUGCUUAUGUCAAAACUAUGUCCAGCUCGGAUCUUUUACAUCCAUUCAAAAGUGAUAUAAUUUGCCAAAUAACACUAAAUGACAUCAUUAAUGCUCAUGACAGUGUCAUGUCAUAAUUACUAUUGUCUUAUGACAGUCUUAUGACACUACUGUCAAAGUGUUACCAAAUGCCAUAACAAUUAAUGAAACAACUGGAACAGUAACUGAAAAAAAUAGUUGGCAUAGAAUUUUGAAAUUUACAUCUGUAGCGCUGCAAUGCAUGCAAGGAGGCAUGUUGGAGAAUAACAGCGUUGACAGCAGAAGUUGACCGUUUCCCCCAAGGGAGCAGUCUUGGCCAAAUGAAGCUCCUUGAAGCAAUGAAGCUUUGUAGCCAAUUGGUUCAAAGCUUAAUAUCUUUUGGUGUAAAUAUUCCAAAAUACAGUGAGGACGGCUGCGGUUUAUAGUUCAGUGCAGCUUAUCUGUGAACAAAUGCAGUUUUCGUGCGAAAUUUGGUGGGUGGCGGCUUUUAGUCAGAUGCGCCUUAUGGUGUGAAAAUUAUAGGGUUUUUUUCCCCAUUAGAAAUUGUCGUAAACAUUAAGCUAAAAAAAAAUGUAAAGAACCUAUGUCGCGUGAAUUUUCGCAACGUUGCGAAUCCUUCAAGCUGUACGGCACUUUGAAAAACAGGGCGGGACAAAAGGAAAUCGGGAAAUGAUUUCAAACUUACAACGUAAUCAAUAAAAUGUGGCUAUUCAAAAAACAAAACAAUAAGCAUGAAUUGUUUUUUUUUAUUCUUCCAAAGAGAACAAAACACUUCAAGCAGCAUAAACAGGAUAUGAAACCACUUUUAUUUUGGUAGAACACUGUAAGGGGGCUGUGAAAGGUAGCGGAGCAAUUAGUGGGUUGGGGUAACACUUGCAACACCCACCAAAGUAAAAAAUAAGAGCACAAAAAUAAACAGCAGCUUUCGUGUGAUCAGAACAUAAACAUAGUGUAUACGCAGAUACUUUGGACCUGUACGUUUUUUUUUUCCCCAAACUACAAAGAGACAACUUAGGUCUGGAAGUUGAUAAAAAACAUUUAACUUAGUAAUAUUAUCAGUCUAGUGAAAAACAAAAAUUUGUACAUAUUUAUAUAUAUAAAAGGAAAAAAGGAAGCGUGAGAAGCGUAACAAGGAAGAAGUAUUUCGUCACCUCACCAAUGGGAGAAAUGGCCACCUCUAGCGGAAGACCAAAGAACUACAACAACGACGUCGCUGUUUACCCUGUCAUAAUCACAGUGAACCUUCAUUGUUUUAAUCUGUUGAAUAAUUUUGCAAUUAAUUGGAUUCAAGAGAUUAACCUGUCAAGAAAAAAAAAUGUCCGACGGAUUUUAAUGCUGCCAAAACGGAUUAGACGUCUAUCACAGUCAAUAGGACUGACACGCUCAAUGGCGGUUAGCUGGUUCAGAACAAUAUUUUCAAUCAUUUUUCUCAUAAAUUUGAAAUUAAUCUUUAUUUCUGACUAGAUUCUAAUGUUGCCAAUCAAAAUUGGACUGACACAUUCUCAUUGGCAGAUUAAUCUCUUGAAUAAUUUAGCAAUUAAUUAAUGGAUUCACUUACCUGUAAAUUAUGUCUAACAAUUUGCGAUUAAUCUAUUAGUAACGCCAGUCGCGUGUCUUAUCACCGUCGAUGGUGCUGAAUAUAGCUGAACUGCUCGUGAUAAGCUAACGCUAAUGACAAAAUAUUAUAGUAGUGCUUUGGCACACGUUUCUGACAUCUGUAGGGAGUCUCAGUUAUUUUGCUCCAUUUGCACCUCAGCUGUUGUUUUGUCAUCCGCCGCUUGCGGUUCAGGCGUCGUCGCCGGUAUCUCCGGUAGUUCUUCCGGUUGGUCCUCCUGCUCAGAGUCGUCGGCCUGCCCCUCCCCUUCCCUGGUAUCGACGGGCCUCUGCUCGGGCACCUCCAUCGGGUGUUGCACUUGCGCCAGUCGCGCCAUGUCGAAGCCCAAGAGCACGGCGGCGUUGCUGGUCUUGAAGCUCUUCAUGCAGCGCGUACGCUUCUUGCUGAAGAGCGCCGUCACCUCCGACUUGGUGAGCGACAGGCGGCGGCAGAGCUCCAGCGUCUCGGCUCGGCCCAGGUAGGGCUUCACGUUGAAGUAGCGGGCGAUGAAGUCGCGUCGGUCCUCGUACUUGCGGCGGUCCUGCCCCGUCGGUUCUAGCGCUAGCUUGACGUCAGGGUUGGCCUGGAUUUCGGGCGCUUCCGGGAGCUCUUUUCUCUCCUUGCGCACGGCCGCUUUUUGCUCGCGUUCCUUUUUGUUGAACU
This is a messenger RNA of Corythoichthys intestinalis (scribbled pipefish), 3950 nucleotides long. Its product is annotated as gamma-glutamylcyclotransferase-like. The record is from RefSeq and is a predicted model, not a curated record. Lineage: Eukaryota; Metazoa; Chordata; Actinopteri; Syngnathiformes; Syngnathidae. Gene Ontology annotation, molecular function: gamma-glutamylcyclotransferase activity. The transcript has 5 exons. Bases 140 to 802 code for a protein of 220 amino acids.